AAUGCAAACCACAUCUUCAACGCGAUUCACUCAUCGAUGCGCCAAUGGGGAUCUUCCUUGAACCAUAAUGGGAUGUCAUUUUUCCUAGCAACAGUACCAGAGGGGACGCAAUUGUAUCAUGGCACGUGGAAAGAGGAGCGUGUGGAUGGCAUGGAGUGGUUGGCGUUUGAACCAGAACACUCUCUUGUUUUUACGCAUAGGAGACCUAGUCGUGGAGGUCCUAGAAGAGGACGGCCAGGGAAGUCUCCUGGUGGGGAUAUGGAGCGUCCAUUCCAUGAAGGCCCCGGUAGUGGUCAUCCCCCCGAUUUCAUCCCAGGCUGGCUGCACACGUACAAAGCCAACAAGGACCUUAGACUCCUAUAUAUAGACGGCAUGUCUGCCGGGAAAACGGACAACGGUACUCUUGACUCCCAAGAUCUCGUCCUCCUCAAUUCCACUGAGCCACACCGUGGCAUGUGGGAAUAUGAGCGCGCACUAGGUUUGUGCGAAAUGGCACAGAAAGAGUGGGAAGGACGCAUUUACGGCAUCGUUCGCAUGGAAGCCGGCUUCGAGAUCAUCCUGUGCAACUUUUCAAAAGAUGUCGACCUUGUGCGUGUUACGCGCGCUGCAGGACCUGACGAUAGGGAUUUCGACGGCUUCUCCAAUAAGAUAGGCCAUUUUCGGUAUAUGGAGGCCGUCGCAGCCAGAUAUCCAGGUAUAGGAGGCGAUAGAGUACGACUCGACUAUGACAAUUUCGUCUCAGCCUUCGCAUACCCUCUGGAACUCUUUAUUUCAGCCUCAGAAAUCGACGAAGCGCCGCCACUCCCACGACUCGUCAACAUCUCGUCCGACGAUCUCGCCAUCGUACGCUCAGACGUCCGGAAUAUGAUCCUCUCCCAAGACGCCGUCACCGCCACGCGGGAGUCCUUUAACUGGCAAAGAGCCGCCGACAUGAUAGUCGCCCGCUACUCCAAGCCCCUCCAAUAUCUAACCUCCGACCUCGUCCGCAAGAACACCACCCUCCUCUCCACGUACCUCGAAGUCCUCCUCCGACCCUUCAUCGACUACUCCGCCCGCCUCCCCCUCGACGAAGCCGCUCGCUGCUCUGCUCAGUUCGCUUCCAACGUACCUGCCGCCAACACUUCCCUAGCCGCCGCAGCCGUCCACGCCAUCGCCGACAAGAUUUGCAGCGUGCUAUCCUCUGCGCUCUCUUCCAUCUCCGAUGAGAGCGAUGACGAUGCCGCGGGUCCGAAAAUUAGAAAAGCGGGGCUAGCGAAUGCUGUGUUCAAGCUAGAUGGAUUGGUGGAUUAUCUGCAAUGGACGAGUUGGAAGCAGUGUCGCGGGUGUGGGGAUGAUGAGAUUUGUUUCGUACCAAUUUGGCCGUUUGGAGCUGUCGAGGAUCAUAAGAGGCCUCGGUGUCUAGAUGCGGACAGCCUAGUGAGCAGGAUGGGGUAUUGGGGAAUAUGGUGGGGUAGACCACCGCCUGACAAAGGAGAAAAGGGAGGAAAGAGGGGG
Molecule: messenger RNA, 1494 nt
Organism: Mytilinidion resinicola
Lineage: Eukaryota; Fungi; Ascomycota; Dothideomycetes; Mytilinidiales; Mytilinidiaceae
Exons: 2
Source: RefSeq, a predicted model, not a curated record